Molecule: messenger RNA, 1183 nt
Organism: Heterocephalus glaber (naked mole-rat)
Lineage: Eukaryota; Metazoa; Chordata; Mammalia; Rodentia; Bathyergidae
Source: RefSeq, a predicted model, not a curated record
ACUCCGAAACAUUUGCUUCCACCAGGAGGCUCUGGUAGUCAUUUAGUCGACAGUACCUUGGAACACUAAUACAAAUGCACGUCAGCCAGUGCUUGUAAAAUGUAGUUCAUCGUCAUGAUUCGUGAUGUUUAAAAAUGAUUGCAUCAGGACGACUGGGCAUGAUGGUUUCAGGUUACCUCAAAGUAAGGUUGUCCUUGUUGGGAGAGAUGUGCACACCUGUAAUGCCAAGUGCUUGAGAGUCCAAGGCAAAAGGAUCACAAGUCCAAGGCCAGCCUGGGCAUCUUAGACCCUGGCUCAAAAAACCAAACCAAAACAACAACAACAAAAGGCCAGGAUAUAGCUUAGUGGAAUUAUUCUUUAACAAACUGAAAAUGAAUGAAAAUAAAGAUACUGAUUCAAAAGAAAGUGGAGAAUAUGAAGAUGACUUUGAAAAGGACCUCGAGUGGUUAAUUAAUGAAAAAGAAAUUGAUCCCAGCAAAAUAGAGAAGGAACUCCGGAAACAGCUAGAAAAGAAGAGAGAAAAGCUUAAGAGAGAAGUAAGAAUACAAGAAGAACAACGGAAAAUAGAAGAAGAGAAACAAAAGAAAAAAGAGAACGACAUGGUCUUCAAAGCAUGGUUGCAAAAAAAGAGAGAAAAGGUUCUAGAAAUGAGGAGACUCCAGCGAGCUAAGCAAAUUGAGGACAUGAACAGCAGACAAGAAGACAGAGAUCCACAAAAAGCUUUCCGAUUAUGGCUUAAGAAAAAGCAUGAGGAGCAGAUGAAAGAAAGAAAGUCAGAAGAAGUAAGAAAGCAAGAGGAAUGCUUAUUCUUCCUCAAAGGAACAGAAGGCCGGGAAAAGGCUUUUAAACAAUGGCUAAGAAGGAAACGAAUAGAGAAAAUAGCAGAGCAGCAGGCUGUUGAAGAGAGAGCUAGACAGCUACGACUAGAAGCAAGGCGUUCGAAACACUUACAGAACUACCUGUAUAAUAUGUCAGAAGCCAGAUCUUUUCGCUUUGCUGAUCAUUAUAACUGAAGGAAUCUAUUAAACAUCUGGUAGCUGCUAUUAUCAAAAUUUUGGAUAUCAUUUUUUAUGGUUCUUGUGUCUUGGUAAUACGCUAAAUUAUGAAUACUCUUAAAUUAUGGUAUUUAUCUUUUGGUGAUACUGCUAUUUUUAACACUAACAAAAUAAAUUCAGUUUUGGAA